This is a messenger RNA of Penicillium samsonianum, 3609 nucleotides long. RefSeq lists its product as uncharacterized. Gene Ontology annotation, molecular function: protein-folding chaperone binding; ATPase inhibitor activity. The transcript has a single exon. NCBI's taxonomy places the organism in Eukaryota, Fungi, Ascomycota, Eurotiomycetes, Eurotiales, Aspergillaceae. Bases 1 to 3609 code for a protein of 1202 amino acids. Gene Ontology annotation, cellular component: cytoplasm. The record is from RefSeq and is a predicted model, not a curated record.
AUGCUUGGCCGACUCUUGAGUACCGCCGCGUCGACUCUGAACCCGGCGGCAUACUCUGGACGAAGCAAUGGAACGCCUCUUGAGUCUGUGACUGAAGAGGAACACACCUCCGGUCUUCUUUUCCCCGACGCCAGCCUCCUUCGACGUUCCAAUACCCAUGCCUUCCCAUUACAGACGACCUUCAAUUCCCCGAAUGCCUCGACCGCUGGUGCAUAUGAUGACCGCGGGGGAAUGGAAUUGGAUCCAAUCAAAGAUUUUCGUGUGAUUGUUGCACAAAAUGCAUUGGGCGACCGAGAUGCAUGUGUCUUACUUGACACUCGUGCUUCCGAUUCACCCCCCGCCGGUCUAGGAAUCGACCCACAAGGCAACGACCAGUCCGGUACUAGACAUACUAGAGCAGCCUCAAGUCUUUCUCGUGGAACACGUCGCAAUAUUCUCACCCAAUCAUCCCUCGUCGAAUCGAGUCCCCUCUCCGCAGCUGCAGAUGCACGCAGGUCGACACCAGCCGGCCCGGGUGCUUUUUCCCGGGCUCGAGGCCGUAGCUCUACACUGGCACCACCGGGAACAUGGCAUGACCCUGGCCCACAGCGACACCCCUCCGACUCCAAUGAUACCGGCCUUCUGAACUGCAUAUUCGGCAGCAGCGCCUUCAGCUACCGGGGGUCGUCUACAAAAAUGCACAUAAUUUCCGCUGAUGAAAGCCCGGCAACUGGGGUGAGUGCAUCACCUGCUGCCCGCAGUCCACUUUCCCGGGCAUAUACCACAGGGAGUCCCUCGGCUCCGAUAGGACUAGCCCGAGGAGUGGACGACAAGCCACCUUCCAAAGUCACAGUUCUCUUGACUCGCAUGUUUAGUGUGAAUCUUCCCGAAGGAGCGGAAGCAUCGGCUGAGCGACAUGACUAUGCCAAUGCUCUCUACCAAGAGUCAUUGCCCGAGAUGGAGUUCCCAUUCCCGGACGUUUCUAAGCGCAAGAAAAUCAAGGAGAAGAAAACACCCAUGUACGCGGUUGCAAUUACGAUUCAGAUCCCCUUGCUGCCACGCAAUACCGGACGUCCUGCAUCAAGGUUUAGUACUCCAGGCCCAGACUCUCCUCGGCCAGGGUUUUCAAGCUCGCUGGAUUCUGAUCACCGCUGGCCGGGUGGAUUUUUUGAUGAUAGCCUAUCUUCUGCCUCGCCCCCGGCUAGCCUGGAUGAGCGUCUGGACUUGUUAGUUGAUCAUUGGGACGUCAUUACUCGUACACUCUCCCACCUCGAAAGACUUGUUCGCAACGAAAUUCUCUUUCUUUUGAAGAAGGUGGACUCUUUAUCCGGGCCACACCCAAAGCCUGUGAAGCCUCCCAAUAUGCAGCGGACCAACCAGACCAUUGUGCAUUUACCUGCCAACAUUCUAUCGGUUAAUUCGAAGCUCAAAGAAGAAGCCAUUCGCAGCUCCCGCCGGAUCAGCCUUGCUCUUCAAACCCCAUAUGUGGUUACUGGACAAAGUCGUUGGGGCGUCUGGCGAGAGGAAGGCCGUUCAAUUGUUCGUGGUCUGGGCGACAAAGAGCAGAACUUCUUCUUCCUAGUUGUUUUGACAGCAUUUUUGGGAAAUCACACCGAGUGGCUCAACAGCCUUGGCCCGGAGUGGUAUCGUCGCCGCCAUAACCAGCAAAACAAAGCUCAGCAGGAUGGCGAACUCAUUCUUGCAAACAGAACAGUCAUUAUAUGCCCAGAUAAGAUGACUGCUCGUCGCCUCGUGUUCUUACUAGCCGCUUUCUUGCCCUCCAAACAACGCCUGGAGCCGUUACCUUCCCCUCUUAGACCUGGUACAUCGGCCUCAAUGCGUGCUAUCUCUCAAAGCCCACCGACUGUGCCUGUCCUCCGCCAGGAAUCCCUUCGAAGAGCGAUUGAACGACGAGCUCGUGCUCAACGAAUGAUCAUGGGCGAUGCCGAUCACCACCAGCGAUCAGUGAGCGUUUCGUCUCAAGAGACAGCCCAGCGGUCGAUCGAUGGAGCUGAAAUAACACCACCGGCGGAACACUCGGCCUCGGCGCGCAGAGGAUCUGAUGCUCGCUCCAUCAAACCCCCCGGGGCAAACAUCCAUCCGAAGGAUGCUCGAGCCAUGAAUACGAGCGGAGCAACUACUUCUAUGAUCACUCAGAGCAGCACUGUUCCUGUUCCUCAUUUUACUUCUCAGCCAAGCCAUUCCACCCAGGCUAGAACAGAGCGCAGCGCAGCCGCAGGCAACGAUAGCCUAGCAUCGGAGACUCUACUGAAGAGCCUUCAACGAAGUGACAGCUCUGCAGUAAGCACGGAUGGCAGUGUUUCCUCAGCUGGAGGCCGCUGGGGGGGUAUUUUCUCCGGUCUUUGGAGCUCCCGCCAAGGCUCAUCUACCGAAUGUAGCGAGCCAUAUUCCCCAUCUGAAGCUCGCAGAAGGUCUGCCUCUACAAUAUCUGGUCCUGCUAGGCGCGGGUCAACUACUUUGACUCAAAUGGUCAAGGAGGUCACAGAACAUGAGGAUGAGCAUCGGCCCGAAACAGCUCCCAGUGGAAACAUCUCAAUUCCAACUGCUUUUGCCGCCGCUCCUCACAACACUGAGGCUGCCUCGCCAGAGCCAUCAUCACUCACCAGCCAAGUUCGGGAGUCGCCUUUGAAGUUGUCAGUCCGAGCAGAGGAAGGCGUGGUGGAUGUUGACCUUCCACUUCCUGGUUUCAUGUCACUUUCUUCAUCCGGCGAUUCGACUAUUGCCUCGCCAAAGAAGACUCGAACCUCCGUCACCAGCAUGGAUGCAAUUGCUUCUACACAUAGCAGUGGCUCCGGAUUUCCGGGUACCAUGAAGGAUAGCGAUGGACCAACUGCCCAUGUGGCUGGUUGGUUAAAAUCCUUCCAUGAGGAUUUCUCGCUCCAAGCGGUCCGGCCUUAUGCUUCUCUUGAAGCAGAAAUCAAACAGGCAAUGCGGGCUGAACCAUCCCCAUAUAUCCCCUCCACAUCCGAUGUGGACGGAUCAGAGAAAUGGGUAGAUGUUGCAACGACUUUGAUUGCAGACACCAAGGCUUCUACGGUGAAACGACUCCGCUUGCGACGCAAGAUCAUAGUGGGUCACAACUCUGGGGCUUCUCAUACGCCUCCUUCCCCUGCCGACGCUACCCCCCGUGGAUCUACUGGAGGUGCCUCGGCCUCACAAUUCACCAGCUUCUUUUCCGGGCAUGAGAAACCUCACAGCCCGGCCACUCAGGGUUUUGUGGAAGAGCGGUUCAUCGAGGAGCCUGUGAUGGAUCUCGAUGGAGUUCUAGUUGAUGCUGUCGAGCGUGUCUUGGGACAGAGCGGUUACUCGUCAAUGGCACAGUCACGUGCCCCUUCCCCUAACCGUGCUCGUAAAGCUGAAGACAAAGGCCCCUCUUCUAGAGGCGAUGAAGCCCCUCCCCUUGAAGUACCUCGUGGUGAAUGCCGCAAAAUGGUGCUCGGAGCCCUCGAAGAAGUCGUCCGCCUUGUCACCGCCGAACAUUGCCGUGAGGAUGUGGACAGCACACUCGGGCUUGCCGACCGCGAGCGGAGAAGAGCACUAUCAGGCGCUGAUAAUACAUUGCGUGAAGGAAUCCGAAAGUGGCUCCUUGACGUCGAAGAAGUUUGGUGA